This is a messenger RNA of Amorphotheca resinae ATCC 22711, 782 nucleotides long. RefSeq lists its product as hypothetical. The record is from RefSeq and is a predicted model, not a curated record. The transcript has a single exon. NCBI's taxonomy places the organism in Eukaryota, Fungi, Ascomycota, Leotiomycetes, Helotiales, Amorphothecaceae. Bases 401 to 667 code for a protein of 88 amino acids.
UGGGCGAGCAAGUUCCCGUUGUAUGCAUGCGUCUCAUGCACCAGAACCAAAGCAGACAGAGCCCCAAGUGUCAAUCAUUCAUGCCAGAUGCUGCACCUGCAUGCGCCCUGGUUGCCGAGCGGUCUGUAGCUACAAGGGUUCCAUUGUCCCUUUGUCUCUCGCCAUGCUUCGUGCGACUCCUGUGCGACUCCUACCAGGGAGUACAAGAGCACAAACGACGUAUGUGCCUGCGGCUGGAGAUCUUCUAGAGAUCCAUUAUCUCACGGUGGACUGAAAAGAGAGAUUCGUCUGAGCCCCGUCUGGGACCACCCUCCUAAUUGGGACCCUGUCACUCUCCAAUCUGGACGGAACCCAGAGUGUCACUCAAGUCCAAGGUUGAUGAUUGAUGGACUUAUAGUCGAUGCGAUUGAUCGGCGUGAAUCUCCCGGCUAGGCUUGAAAAGAACGUGGUGUUAGCCCAUCCGCCAGCUCACGACUCACAAGGAAGAUUGGGUAGCUUGCAGGGUCGCUGCGUGAAAGGGCCAGAUCAGCUCGCAAUAUUGACCGCUAUCAUCUGCUCCUUAUUUUGUUUUGUUCUGCUUCAUGUCGAUGUCUCUGUGCAUCCCAUUCAUGAUGAGCGUUCAUCUGUGCUAGAGCAGUAUGUAUCACGGCUAUAUUCUGCAAGGUGAGGAAUGUUCUUAGUCCCAAGAAUCUUCUUCGACGAGUACGGGUAGGAACCGGUCACACUAGAUAUCAUCAUUGCGGGUAGAUAUACUUUGUAUAUAUAUCAGCCACACUAGGAAU